AUGAAUGUCAGCGUUGUGUGCAAGAGAAUGAAAUCAAACACCAUUACUUUAUACAGAUCUUACCAGAAGAAAGGAAAGUGGAACUACAUAGACUUGAGAGGAGAAAUCAUUGUGACAACAAUUUCAAAGAUCCGUGUUUUCUCUCUUUUCAUUGAAAACUCCGAUCAUAAACCCCCAUCUGAUUUUGGAAUCGGCAAGCAGAACUCGUUAUGCCUCACUGUGCCCAACAGUGAAGGAGGAGGAGCCCCGGCCCCGGAGACUAUACCGCCGUGUCUUUUUGAACAGGAUGAGGAAUGGAACUCAGGCUCCACUCAGGAUUGAACUGCACAAGACACCGAAGGAGGAUCAGAAGUCUG
Messenger RNA from Papaver somniferum (opium poppy), 356 nucleotides. RefSeq lists its product as uncharacterized. Bases 1 to 321 code for a protein of 106 amino acids. Lineage: Eukaryota; Viridiplantae; Streptophyta; Magnoliopsida; Ranunculales; Papaveraceae. The record is from RefSeq and is a predicted model, not a curated record. The transcript has 3 exons.